AUGACCCCUGUAAUGGCUCCUGCUCGUUCCCGACUCUUCCAAUUAGCAGCUUUUCUGAAAGGCAAGCCCAAAGCACUGGGGACUGUGCAGAUCAUAAUCGGAAGCUUGACUUUCUUGCUCGGUAUUGUUUUAACCUCGUUGGUGGUCACACCCAUGGUCGUCAGUGGUAUCACUUUGUGUGGAUCUCUGGUCUUCGUUAGUUGUGGUGCUUUAUCAAUCGCUAUAGCCAAAAGGAAUAAUCCAUGCAUGGUGAAAGCCUCGUUGGAAAUGAACAUGUUCAGUGCUGUGGUUGCAGGUGUCUUUAUCAUUCUCUUCUUAGUGGACUUUUCAUUUAACUGGUGUGAAAAUGACUUCUCUCAUGGCUAUUCCUCAUCCAGAUGUCAGCAGCAUGUUCAAACAAUGUGGUAUGGAAUCUAUGGAGUGUUGUUGGUUUUCGAAGUGCUCGAGCUCAUCAUUUCUAUCUGCAAUUGUGCUGUCGCUUGUGAAGCUACCUGCUGCUCCACAACUACAGAGAUCUUCACACACAGAGCAACAUUAGGAGCUCGAGAGAAGAAAUCUCUGUGUGAAUCAGUGCAGGACGAGCGUCAAGAGAGCCACAGCGCAGAGCUGAGCUAG
This is a messenger RNA of Tachysurus fulvidraco (yellow catfish), 615 nucleotides long. RefSeq names its product membrane-spanning 4-domains subfamily A member 4A-like. NCBI's taxonomy places the organism in Eukaryota, Metazoa, Chordata, Actinopteri, Siluriformes, Bagridae. Bases 1 to 615 code for a protein of 204 amino acids. The record is from RefSeq and is a predicted model, not a curated record. The transcript has 6 exons. Gene Ontology annotation, cellular component: membrane.